AACCUGUGUUCAACAUGAAUUUCACCUUCUAUCAUGUUAUUAAUUAAUAAACAAAUAUUUUCUGAUGCCAAAAUGAACAAAAGAGAAGGACCUGAUAAAAUAAGGAAACAUGAUUUUGUUAUAAUAAUAAUAAUUGUUGCAUUUUUGAGCUGCACUAGUAUUGGGCCACAACUAGUUUCUUGUCAGAAAAAUUCUGGUGGUUCAGGUGCUGGUGUUGAGAUAUUUGCCAAGGAAUUGUAUCGUGGCAUGAACAAUUAUACAUCUAUCUUCAAAGGUGCAAUCAAGAAAGAGUUGGGUUAUUGCAUUGUUGAUUUAGAUGCUGAUUGGGAUGGGGCCUUCAAUUUCACCAAAGAUCUCACAUUUUUGACCAUGUGUGCCCAACAAAUGAAAGGAGAUAUUACACAGAGAAUGUGCACGGCAGGAGAAAUAGAAGCCUAUGCAAGAAGUUUUGCUGCAGGGGACAAGUCUGCAGGCUCAGGAAGAACCAAAGCAAACUUCUUGAAGCCCAACAUAAACUGUAAUUUGAGCUCAUGGGUUAAUGGAUGUGAGCCUGGAUGGGGCUGCAAAGCUAAUCAGAAAGUUGAUAUUAAUAGUAAUAAGAAGGAUAUACCUGUUAGAUCUGCUGAUUGCCAACCUUGUUGUGAAGGGUUCUUUUGCCCUCGCGGCAUCACCUGCAUGAUACCUUGUCCUUUGGGCUCUUAUUGUCCACGUGGGCAACUCAAUAAAACUAGUGGAAUAUGUGAACCAUACCGUUAUCAGCUACCACCUGGAAAAGCUAACCAUACUUGUGGAGGAGCAGAUAUUUGGGCCGACAUUACUAGUAGUAAUGAGGUAUUCUAUAAUCCUUGCAGUAGAGGGUAUUACUGCAGAACAGGUUCUACAUCUCAAGAGAGAUGUUUUAGGCUAGCAAGUUGUGAACCUAAAUCAGCAAAUCAAAACAUUACUGCAUAUGGUCUCCUGGUUUUUGCUGGGUUGUGUUUUUUGCUGAUCAUCAUAUACAACUGUUCUGAUCAAGUUCUUGCAACUCGAGAAAGAAGACAAGCAAAAUCAAGAGAAAGGGCAGCUGCAAGUGUAAGAGAAACACAAAAUCGCGAAAAAUGGAAAUCUGCGAAAGACAUUGCUAAGAAGCAUGCAGUAGGACUACAAUCACAAUUGUCACGAACAUUUUCGCGCAAAAAAACAUCGAAGACAGACAAUUUGAAAGGUGUGCUACCACCUAUUGGACCAGGUUCAUCAAAAGGAAAGAAAAAGGAUAAAAGCAACCUGACAAAAAUAAUAAAUGAUAUAGAGCAAGACCCUGAUAGUCAAGAAGGGUUCAAUGUGGAAAUAGGAGAUAAAAAUGUGAAAAAGCAAGCACCAAGGGGUAAACAGUUGCAUACUCAGAGCCAAAUUUUCAAGUAUGCAUAUGGUCAGAUUGAAAAGGAAAAGGCAUUGCAGGAACAGAAUAAGAACUUGACAUUCUCUGGAGUGAUCUCAAUGGCUAGUGACGUUGAUACAAGAAAGAGACCAACAAUUGAGGUUGCUUUUAAAGACUUGACACUCACUUUGAAAGGGAAAAACAAACAUCUAUUAAGAUGUGUGACUGGUAAGUUACAUCCUGGAAGAGUUUCUGCUGUCAUGGGACCAUCUGGGGCUGGUAAGACAACAUUUCUUUCUGCUUUAACUGGAAAAGCAGCUGGUUGCCACACAACUGGUCAAGUUCUUGUAAAUGGUCAGGAAUCGCCUAUUCGAUCAUUUAAGAAGAUAAUUGGUUUUGUGCCACAAGAUGAUAUUGUCCAUGGUAAUUUGACAGUGGAGGAGAAUCUUUGGUUCAGUGCCAGAUGCAGACUCUCUGCCGAUCUACCGAAAGAAGAGAAGGUGUUAGUGGUUGAAAGAGUUAUUGAGUCCUUAGGUCUGCAGGCGAUAAGAGAUUCUCUGGUUGGGACGGUAGAGAAACGAGGAAUCUCUGGAGGUCAAAGGAAGAGAGUAAAUGUUGGACUGGAAAUGGUUAUGGAACCCUCCCUUCUAAUUUUGGAUGAACCGACGUCCGGUUUGGACAGUUCAUCUUCACAGUUACUGCUUAGAGCACUUAGACGCGAGGCUCUUGAAGGAGUGAACAUAUGUAUGGUCCUUCACCAACCGAGUUACACAUUGUUCAAGAUGUUUGAUGAUUUUAUACUGCUAGCUAAAGGAGGUCUUACAGUGUAUCAUGGACCUGUAAACAAAGUGGAAGAGUACUUUUCCGGUAUAGGGAUUGUUGUACCUGACCGUGUAAACCCUCCAGAUUACUACAUUGACAUUUUAGAAGGAAUAAUAAAACCAAGUGCAAGCUCAGGAGUAAACCAUAAACAACUACCAGUUAGAUGGAUGCUUCAUAAUGGAUAUCCUGUGCCUAUGGAUAUGCUAGAACUUAUUGAAGGAAUGUCUGCUCCAAGUGGUAAUAGUGCAGCACAUGGAACAUCAGCUAACCCUGCACGACUUACCGCUGCACCUUCUUUUGCCGGAGAACUUUGGCAGGAUGUGAAGUGCAAUGUUGAGAUGAAGAGAGACAACCUUCAACUCAACUUCUUAAGUUCGAACGAUUUGUCCAAUAGGACUACACCCAGUGCUUUCACACAAUACAAAUACUUUCUUGGAAGAGUUGGUAAGCAGCGGUUGCGAGAAGCUAGAACAAUAGCUGUAGAUUUUCUGAUUUUGCUGCUAGCUGGUGUUUGCUUAGGAACACUUGCCAAAGUGAGUGAUGAAUCGUUCGGAGCAACUGGUUACACAUACACCGUCAUUGCAGUAUCACUCCUUUCAAAGAUUGCAGCUCUGAGAUCCUUUUCAUUGGAUAAGUUGCACUACUGGAGAGAAAGCGCUUCAGGGAUGAGUAGCCUUGCAUACUUUCUUUCGAAGGACACAGUUGACCAUUUCAGUACAAUUAUCAAACCUCUGGUUUACCUCUCCAUGUUCUAUUUCUUCAACAAUCCAAGAUCAUCUUUCACAGAUAACUACAUUGUUCUACUAUGUUUAGUGUAUUGUGUCACCGGUAUAGCUUACGUGUUAGCAAUCUUCCUUCAACCAGGCCCAGCUCAGCUGUGGUCAGUGUUACUACCAGUAGUUUUGACUCUUGUAGCAACCUAUGAUAACGAAGAGGAUAGCAAAUAUGUGGCUUUUCUAUCUGACUUGUGCUACACCAAGUGGGCUCUUGAAGCAUUUGUAAUAUCAACUGCUAAAAGAUAUUCUGGAGUUUGGUUAAUAAGUAGAUGUGGUGCACUCUAUUCAUAUGGCUAUGAUCUCAAACAUUGGUACCAAUGUUUAGGACUCCUUGUUGUGACAGGAAUAAUUAGUCGCGUACUUGCAUUUUUUUGUAUGAUAACCUUCCAGAAGAAAUAGUUUCAGCAUUCAAUCCCUCUGAUUUUUUCAUUUGGACAAAAUUCAAGAUUACAUGUCCAAGACUCUACCUGUGGUCACCAACUAGAAAAAGCAACGUGACAUGUGUUGUAUUCUGGUAUAAAUAUAGAAAGCUUAUCAGAGAGAGUUUGAGAACAAUUGUUAGGUGUGGAUAAAGUAGCAUUAGACUUCCUUAGAAGAUACGCUUUCUCACUAAUUGCUGUUUUCAAAGCAAUUAUUAGUUUUUUAUAUGCUUCAACAGCAAGCUCAGCAUAACUCAAUAUAGGUCAAUAGUUGAGUUUAACAUUAUCAUUCAUGUCUCCACCAAAUUGGUUUGGUGGUGACAGUAACCAAAUGUAUAUGAUAUGACUAUCAAUGGAUCUAUAAAUUUUUCUAUUCUUUCAAUAAAGGUAUGCAUGAA
This is a messenger RNA of Cicer arietinum (chickpea), 3772 nucleotides long. RefSeq names its product ABC transporter G family member 28. Gene Ontology annotation, biological process: transmembrane transport. Gene Ontology annotation, molecular function: ATP binding; ABC-type transporter activity; ATP hydrolysis activity. The record is from RefSeq and is a predicted model, not a curated record. Gene Ontology annotation, cellular component: membrane. Lineage: Eukaryota; Viridiplantae; Streptophyta; Magnoliopsida; Fabales; Fabaceae.